AUGAGUGAGACUACUGAGAGCGAGAAUGAAAAUGAGAGUGACAAUAAGAGCGAGAAUGAGAGUGAGAAUGAGAAUAAGAAAAGUGAGACUGAGAGUGAGACUGUUAGUGAGACUAAGAUUGAGACUGAGAGAAAGACUGAGAGUGAGACUGAUAGUGAGACUGAGAUUAAGACUCAGAAUGAGACUGAGAGUGUGAAUGUGAGUGAGAAUGAUAGUGAGACUGAGAUUGAGACUAAGAGUGAGAUUAUGAAUGAGACUGAUAGUGAGACUGAGAAAAGUGAGACUGAGAGUGAGACUGAGAUUGAGACUAAGAAUGAGACUGAGAGUGUGAUUGUGAGUGAGAAUGAUAGUGAGACUGAGAUUGAGACUAAGAGUGAGAUUAUGAAUGAGACUGAUAGUGAGACAGUGAGUGAAACUGAUAGUGAGACUGAGAGUGAGACUGAGAGUGAGACUGUGAGUGAGAAUGUGAGUGAAUUUGAUAGUGAGACUGACAGCGAGACUGAGAGUGAGACUGAGAGUGAUUCUGAUAGUGAGAUUGAGAGUGAUAUUGUGAGUGAGACUGAGAUGAGACUGAGUGAAUUUGAUAGUGAGACUGACAGCGAGACUGAGAGUGAGACUGAGAGUGAUACUGAGAGCGAGACUGAGAAAAGUGAGACUGAGAGUGAGACUGAGAUUGAGACUAAGAAUGAGACUGAGAGUGUGAUUGUGAGUGAGAAUGAUAGUGAGACUGAGAUUGAGACUAAGAGUGAGAUUAUGAAUGAGACUGAUAGUGAGACAGUGAGUGAAACUGAUAGUGAGACUGAGAGUGAGACUGAGAGUGAGACUGUGAGUGAGAAUACUGAUAGUGAGACUGACAGUGAGACUGAUAGUGUGACUGAGAGUGAGUCUGAUAGUGAAACUGAUAGUGAGACUGAGAGUGAGACUGAGAGUGAGACUGAUAGGGAGCCUGGGAGUGAGACUGUAAGUGAGACAGAUAGUGAGACUGGGAGUGAGACUGAGAGUGAGACUACUGAGAGCGAGAAUGAAAAUGAGAGUGACAAUAAGAGCGAGAAUGAGAGUGAGAAUGAGAAUAAGAAAAGUGAGACUGAGAGUGAGACUGAGAUUGAGACUAAGAAUGAGACUGAGAGUGUGAUUGUGAGUGAGAAUGAUAGUGAGACUGAGAUUGAGACUAAGAGUGAGAUUAUGAAUGAGACUGAUAGUGAGACAGUGAGUGAAACUGAUAGUGAGACUGAGAGUGAGACUGAGAGUGAGACUGUGAGUGAGAAUAGUGAGACUGUUAGUGAGACUGAGAGUGAGACUGAGAGUGAGACUGUGAGUGAGACGACUGAGAGCGAGAAUGAAAAUGAGAGUGACAAUAAGAGCGAGAAUGAGAGUGAGAAUGAGAAUAAGACCGAGACUGAGUUUGAGACUGAGAAGAAGGCUGAAACUAAGAGCGAGAAUGAGAAUGAGAGCGGGACUGAGAAUAUGAGCGAGAAUGAGACUGAGAAUGAGAGCGAGAAUGAGAAUGAUAGUGAGACUGAGAGUGAGACAGAGAGUGAGACAGAGAGUGAGAGUGAGACUGAGAGUGAGACUGAGGUUAAGACUGUGAGUGAGACCGAGACUGAGUUUGAGACUGAGAAGAAGGCUGAAACUGAGAGCGAGUAUGAGAAUGAGAGCGAGACUGAGAAUAUGAGUGAGAAUGAGACUGAGAAUGAGAGCGAGAAUGAGAAUGAUAUGAGUGAGACAGUGAGUGAGACAGUGAGUGAAACUGAUAGUGAGACUGAGAGUGAGACUGAGAGUGAGACUGAUAGAGAGCCUGGGAGUGAGACUGUAAGUGAGACUGGGAGUGAGACUGAGAGUGAGACUAGUGAGACUGAGAGUGAGACCGAGACUGAGUUUGAGACUGAGAAGAAGGCUGAAACUGAGAGCGAGAAUGAGAAUGAGAGCGAGACUGAGAAUAUGAGUGAGAAUGAGACUGAGAAUGAGAGCGAAAAUGAAAAUGAUAGUGAGACUGAGAGUGAGACUAAGACUGAGACUGAGAAUGAGACUGAUAGUAAGACUGAUAGUGAGACUGAGAGUGAGACUGAGAGUGAGACUGAGGUUAAGACUGUGAGUGAGACCGAGACUGAGUUUGAGACUGAGAAGAAGGCUGAAACUGAGAGCGAGUAUGAGAAUGAGAGCGGGACUGAGAAUAUGAGCGAGAAUGAGACUGAGAAUGAGAGCGAGAAUGAGAAUGAUACCGAGACUGAGUUUGAGACUGAGAAGAAGGCUGAAACUAAGAGCGAGAAUGAGAAUGAGAGCGGGACUGAGAAUAUGAGCGAGAAUGAGACUGAGAAUGAGAGCGAGAAUGAGAAUGAUACCGAGACUGAGUUUGAGACUGAGAAGAAGGCUGAAACUAAGAGCGAGAAUGAGAAUGAGAGCGGGACUGAGAAUAUGAGCGAGAAUGAGACUGAGAAUGAGAGCGAGAAUGAGAAUGAUAAUCGUGAGACUGAGAGUGAGAUUGAGUGUGAGACUAAGUUUGAGACUGAGAGUGAGAUUGAGGUUAAGACUGUGAGUGAGACCGAGACUGAGUUUGAGACUGAGAAGAAGGCUGAAACUGAGAGCGAGUAUGAGAAUGAGAGCGAGACUGAGAAUAUGAGUGAGAAUGAGACUGAGAAUGAGAGCGAGAAUGAGAAUGAUACCGAGACUGAGUUUGAGACUGAGAAGAAGGCUGAAACUAAGAGCGAGAAUGAGAAUGAGAGCGGGACUGAGAAUAUGAGCGAGAAUGAGACUGAGAAUGAGAGCGAGAAUGAGAAUGAUAUAUCUGUUGAGAUUCUUGCCAGUUCUUCUCAACUGAAGUAG
Achroia grisella is the source of this 2820-nucleotide messenger RNA. RefSeq names its product uro-adherence factor A-like. NCBI's taxonomy places the organism in Eukaryota, Metazoa, Arthropoda, Insecta, Lepidoptera, Pyralidae. Bases 1 to 2820 code for a protein of 939 amino acids. The record is from RefSeq and is a predicted model, not a curated record. The transcript has 20 exons.